AAAGUCCUUGCAUCUGAGCACAACAGACCUUAGCUAGCUGCUUUCAUACUUGAACAUAACACACACUCUGUACAGUCAGGACAUCAAACCCCCAGGACCACCAGAGAAGAUCAUCUUUCUGAUGGACCUCCAGAUGAUGCUCCUGGAUGUGAUCUCCUUCCUUCCUUCCAGCCGCUCACCAAGCCCAUCGACGGCUGAGCUUGUCCUCAUCACAGGGUCAGGGGGCGCCUUGGGACGUCUCUUCGCCCUGGAGUUCACCAAACACGGGGCAGAGGUGGUGCUAUGGGACGUCAAUGCUAACAACAACGAGGAGACUGCCAGGUUAGUGAGGGAGGCGGGGGGCAAGGCGUAGCCCUACAGGGUGGACGUGACCAACCGGGUGGAGGUGUACCACACGGCGGACGAGGUGCGGACGGACCUGGGCCGUAAUGUCACCAUGCUAGUGAACAACGCCGGGGUGGUUGCCGGGGUACGGCUGAUGGACUGUCCGGAUGAGCUGGUGGAGAGGACCAUGAAGGUCAACUGUCACGCCUUCUUCUGGAUGACAAAGGCCUUCAUUCCCCAGAUGAAAGAGCAGAACCAUGGACACGUCGCCAGCGUCCCGGGUCUCUUCAGCACUGCCUGUGUGGAGUGGUGUUUCUGUUUGUACCAUGAUUAUUGCGCCAGUAAGUUUGCGGCGGUGGGUUUCCACGAGUCCCUGGCCCACGAGUUGCUGACUGAGGAAUUUGAUGGAGUCAAGACCACUCUUGUGUGUCCCUAUAUUGUCGACACGGGCAUGUUUGACGGGUGCAAGAUCCGGGAUGAGGUAGCACUGUUCCUGGCACCGCUGGAGCCGGAGUACUGUGUGGAGCAGGCCAUGAACGCCAUCCUAAUCGACCAGUCCCUGGACUGCAUCCAACUUCACAUCAAACGUAGUGCUUGUACAGGACAACUGUUGCCGUGGGAGUCCAACGUGGUGACCUAUCGGUUCAUGGGGUCAGACAAAUGCAUGUACCCCUUCAUAAAGAGCAAGAAGUACAACCUGACCUACCCUGAUUGCAGCUAACUAACUCUCCCUGUCAAUUCAGUCUCUACAAACGAAAUCUAA
Messenger RNA from Salvelinus fontinalis (brook trout), 1087 nucleotides. It is a transcript of the gene rdh20, whose product is annotated as retinol dehydrogenase 20. The record is from RefSeq and is a predicted model, not a curated record. Lineage: Eukaryota; Metazoa; Chordata; Actinopteri; Salmoniformes; Salmonidae. The transcript has 5 exons. Gene Ontology annotation, cellular component: lipid droplet. Gene Ontology annotation, molecular function: oxidoreductase activity, acting on the CH-OH group of donors, NAD or NADP as acceptor.